Messenger RNA from Babesia microti strain RI, 2076 nucleotides. RefSeq names its product Heat shock protein homolog SSE1. Lineage: Eukaryota; Apicomplexa; Aconoidasida; Piroplasmida; Babesiidae. The transcript has 10 exons. Gene Ontology annotation, biological process: protein folding. The coding region runs from base 1 to 2076 and encodes 691 amino acids. Gene Ontology annotation, cellular component: nucleus; cytosol. The record is from RefSeq and is a predicted model, not a curated record. Gene Ontology annotation, molecular function: ATP-dependent protein folding chaperone; ATP binding; protein binding.
AUGAAAUCUUACAUUCUUUCCCUAGACAUAGGGGCAUCUGCCUCUUGCGUAUGUUCCGUCAAUUCUAGCAAUCCAAAUGACAUCAAACUGAAUGUCAAUCAGGCAUCUAACCGCCAAACUCCCACUGUCAUCGCAUUCCGUGAUAAUGAAAUGAUAUUUGCAGAAGAAGCGGAGGGUUCACUUGCUACACUUGCAGAUAACGCAGCUACCAUGCUCUCAGUAGUUAUGGGCUUGAAUGAUAAACAAUGUAGCCAAUUUGCGGCAGAUAACUGUCUGUAUUAUUCACCUAAUAUUGUAGAGAUUGAUAAUUUACCAGCUAUUGCUGUUCAAUUUGCUGGAUCAGAAACAAAAAUACCUAUGACUGAGCUUCUAUUCUUUUACAUAAGAAAUCUGUUAGAAGUGCCCCUCUUAGAAUAUCCACAGGAAAUCGAAUAUGAGCUAAUAAUAUCUGUUCCUACAAAUGCAUCUGAUGCAUAUAUACAGGAUUUGGGCAAAUCAAUAUCAUAUCUCAAGGGAAUUAAAAGAGCAUGGGCUGUAUCUGAAUCUUAUGCAUCCCUUCAUCGGUGGUCUAAGGCGCAGCUACCAGAUUACAUGAACAAUUUUACGGAAUCUCACCUUGGAUUUCUUGACAUCGGAUUUUCAUCCACCACAUUUUCCAUAACAAAAGUUGCUAAACUUAUUAGCGAAGAUGGUGCUUAUAGUUACCAGCUCUGUAUCAUUGGAGAACAAACAAUCCCAUUUGGCACCUUAACUAUGAUAAAGUCAAUUAGUGAACUUGUUGCUAAGAAAUUUGAGUUUGAAAUAGACAAAUUGCCAUAUAAAAAGAGGAUAACACUUUUCAAGGCGUGUAAUAAAUGCUUAAAAGAUUUGAGUAUUUCUGAUCAUGCUAAAGUCGAGAUUGAGUGUUUCUUAAACGAAGACGAUUUGCUAUGCCCUAUCACCCGUGAACAGCUCACUGAAGAGGGGAAUAAUCUCAUAGACAAUACUGUAACCAAUUUGAUCAAAGGGGUAUUGAAAACAGCAAACAUGGAAACGGUAGAUAACAUUGAGCUAAUCGGGGGGGGGUCCAGAGUGCCACUAGUGCAAAAAUUGCUUGGAAAGUUCAUUGCAGACGGCAAUAAGUUUAGACACACGAUACACAACAAAUCCUGCAUAGCGCACGGGUCAAUAUUAGCUCUAUUACCACCUGAUGAAAACAUCGUCAUUACCAAAUCUGAUAACUCUGUCAAAGAAAUAGUACUAGUGCCACUUAGUGACGAGGCAAAGGAAAGGAUUGACAAAAUAUACAAUGUUCAUAUGGAACACAAAAAAAAGGUUAACAUGUUAAAUGCGCUGGAAAGUAGGAUUUUGGAGAUUAGAAAUCAUAAGAGUGGAGACUUUUCAGAUCUCAUAUCCGAUGAAAUGAAUCCACUAAUUGAUCAACUUGAAUCUUGGACAUGGGAUUCUUUGAACGACCCAUCAGUGACAUUAACGAAUAUUGAGGAAAAAUUGGAUAGUUUUGAGAAGAAUUUAGAAAAAACAAGUCCGCGCUAUAUAGAGGAGAUUAACAGGAAGCAUGAAGAGAAGAGGAAUAGGGAGAUGGAAAUGUCCGAUGAUACAACACUCACCAAGGAACAACUACUCAAACGCGCUGCGAAGAACAAACAAGAAGGUAACGAGCUGUACGCGGACGGCAAUAUAGAAUUGUCAAUCCAACGAUACAUCAAGAGUUUGGGCUACUGCACUAAGGUUGUGGAUCCCACUGAAGCCCAGUUACAUGAGAUGAAUGACAUAAAAUAUGCCUGUCACCUGAAUUUGGCUCAAUGCUAUCUCAGAUUUGAUUCUGAGCAAGCUUAUAACAAAGCGAAGAAAUCUUGCGAAUCAGCAUUAUCUAUAAAACAAACUGCAAAAGCAUACUUUAAAAUUAGCAUUGCCUAUGAAAAAUUGAAGGAUUUUGACAAAUCAAUGGAUAGUAUUAAGAAGGCUAUGGAAUUAGAAAACAAUAAAACAUUCAGUGAUAGAGCUGCAUUGCUUAAUAGAUUUAUACAGGCUAGGAAAGAGAAGGAGAAAAAAGUCUAUUCAAAAAUGUUUGCGUAA